UGAAUCUAUGAGUUACUGCAGCGCUACUGCCGCCUCUCACAGGGAACCUAGGAAACCACCACCACCCAACCUGCUGCAGUCAGCCUGGAGAGCAGUGAGAACACUGGGACUGGUGGGAGAGAAGAAAGGAGAGGAGAGUGACGAGGGCUACUGCAGGCCUUUCAAGGACACACAACAACAGGCUGCAAUUUUUCUUUCCUUGACACACUGCUUUACACACUCACCGGCUAGCCAAUGAGUAGAUGAAGCCAACCCAACCCCACCGCUAGAAAGCAGUGUGCAUCCCAAAUGGCAGCUGAUUCCCUAUGUACCUUAUGGGCCCUGGUCGAGAUUAGUGCACUAUAUAGGGAAUAGGGUGCCGUUUUGAGAAGCAGCCAGUGCCUUUGCUGUCACCUUGUUGCCCUCUAACACCUCCCCCACCCCGGCAUGCCAUCCCUGAAUUGGUCACGUGACAUGCCCCACCUCCCCUCCUUUCUGUCCCCCAUUAUCAGAGUUCCAGGGCUGCAGUGAAGAAUGCCUUAUAUGCACUUGUGCCUGUAAGGCUGUGAGGACUAGGGCCUGUCUGCUGUCUGUCCUGUCCCACUGUGGCUGCUUGAAGUCAUGUCCUGUGUGUCUGUGACAGCGAGAGAGAGACUUGCUAAGCCCACCCGACACGCAGGCGUCUCAUCUAGCCAUCUGGAAAUGCAAAUGCGCUACGCUAAAUGCUAAUAGCACUCGUUAAAACUCAAACGUUCAUUAAAACACACAUGCAGGGUACUGAAUUAAAGCUACACUCGUUGUGAAUCCAGCCAACAAGUCAGAUUUUUAAAAUGCUUUUUGGCGAAAGCAUGAGAAGCUAUUAUCUGAUAGCAUGCAACACCCCGAAAUACCUGAAGGGGACGUAAACAAAAUAAUUAGCAUAGCCGGCGCUACACAAAACGCAGAAAUUAAAUAUAAAACAUUCAUUACCUUUGACGAUCUUCUUUGUUGGCACUCCUAGAUGUCGCAUAAACAUCACUAUUGGGUAUUUUUUUCGAUUAAAUCGGUCCAUAUAUACCCUAAAUAUUGAUCUAUGAAAAGUGUGUGAUCCAGGAAAAAACUGCGUUUUAAAACGCAACGUCAUUUUUUUAAAUUAAAAAAGUCGACGAUAAACUUUCACAAAACACUUCGAAAUACUUUUGUAAUCCAACUUUAGGUAUUAGUAAACGUUAAUAAUCUAUCAAAUUGAUCACGGGGCGAUGUGUAUUCAAUAGCUCCACGUCUUGAAAUCAUGUUCGGAAAUUUCUCAUCCAAAACAUCCUGUCGGAGACCGGAAGGAAUGGGCUCUCUCUUACUCGUUUGACCAAGAAACAAAGCCCAGGCAAUUGACAAGACUGGCGACAUCGUGUGGAAGCUGUAGGACUUGCAAUCUCAGCCCCAUGUAAUUUGCUUUCCAAUAGACAAUACAUGCAAGUGACGCAUUGAUAUAUUUUCCAGAUUUUGGUGAUCAGUUUUUCUUCCGCUUUUCGAUGAAACACACGUUAUGUUAUAGUCACAGCCGUGAUUUAACCAGUUUUAGAAACGUCAGAGUGUUUUCUAUCCACACAUACUAAUCAUAUGCAUAUACUAUAUUCCUGGCAUGAGUAGCAGGACGCUGAAAUGUUGCGCGAUUUUUAACAGAAUGUUCGAUAAAGUAGGGGGUAGGCUUAAGUGGUUUUAACAUGUGUUUCCCAGCUUUUAUUUCUUUCAUCACAUUCCCAAUGGGUCAGAAGUAUUUGGUAGCAUUGCCUUUCAAUUGUUUAACUUCUUGCGGAUCAGUGGGACGCCAGCGUCCCAUCGACAACUUCUGAUGAAAUUGCAAUCACAGAAAUAGUCAUAUUUAACAUUCAUGAAAAUACAAGUGUCAUACAUCAGUUAAAAGCUUAACGUAUUGUUAAUCCAGCCGCUGUGUCAGAUUUCAAAAAGGCUUUACGCCGAAAGCACACCAUGCGAUUAUGUGAGGACAGUGCCCAGCACACACAAGCAUUAAAAACAUUUUCCAACCAGGCAGAUGCGCCACAAAAGUCAGAAAUGGCGAUAAAAUAAAUCGCUUACCUUUUUUGAAGAUUCUGUUGGCAUUCCAAAAGGCCCCAGCUACAUCACAAAUUGUCGUUUUGUUCGGUACUGUCCUUUAUAUCCCCAAAAACUCAGUUUAGCUGGGGCACUUCAUUCAAUAAUCCACCGGUUUCCCUCCUUCAAAAUGCAUACAAAAUGAAUCCCAAACGUUACCAAUAAACUUCUCCAAACAAGUCCAACAACGUUUAAAAUCAAACCUCAGGUACCCUAAUACAUAAAUGAAAAAAUGUGAAUCGUUAUUGUCAUUACCGGAGAUUAACCGAAAAGUGUGCGCAUUCACCAGAACUCGUAAUAAACACUACAGCCAAAAACAAGUCUAAAACUCUUUCUGAAGACUGACAUCUAGUGGAAUCUCAUAGGAACUGAAAUCUGGGAGGUUUUCCCUUCAUAUUAAAAAUGACAGCCAUAGGAAUCAAUGGUUGGUGAAAUUUUUAUUUAUUUUUUUCUGGAUGGUUUGUCCUUGGGUUUUUGCCUUCCAUAUCAGAUAUGUUAUACUCAGACAUUUAUUUUAACAGUUUUAGAAACUUUAGAGUGUUUUCUAUCCAAAUCUACCAAUUCAUAUGCAUAGCUUCUGGGCCUGAGUAACAGGCAGUUUACUUUGAGCAUGCUUGUCAUCCAGAUGUCAAAAUACUGCCCCCUAGCCCAAAAAGAUUCACUUGGGUCAAACAUGUCGGGUAGCCUUCCACAAGUUUCCCAAAAUAGCCUUCCACAAGCUUCCCAAAAUAAGUCGGGUGAAUUUUGGCCCAUUCCUCCUGACAGAGCUAGUGUAACUGAGUCAGGUUUGUAGGCCUCCUUGCUCACACACGCUUUUUCAGUUCUGCCCACAAAUUUUCUAUGGUCAGGGCUUUGUGAUGGCCACUCCAAUACUUUGACUUUGUUGUCCUGACAACUUUGAAAGUAUGCUUGGGGUCAUUGUCCAUUUGGAAGACCCAUUUGCUACCAAGUUUUAACUUCCUGACUGAUGUCUUGAGAUGUUGCUUCAAUAUAUCCACAUAAUUUUCCUUCCCUCAUGAUGCUGUCUAUUUUGUGAAGUGCACCAGUCUCUCCUGUAGCAAUGUACCCCCACAACAUGAUGCUGCCACCCCUGUACUUCACGGUUGGGAUGGUGUUCUCCUGCUUGCAAUCCUACCACUUUUUCCUCCAGACAUAACAAUGGUUGUUAAGGCCAAACAGUUCUAUUUUUUUCCCCCAUCAGGCGAGAGGACAUUUCUCCAAAAAGUAUGAUCUUUGUCCCCGUGUGCAGUUGCAAAGCAUAGUCUGUAUUUUUUAUAGCGGUUUUGGAGCAGUGGCUUCCUUGCUGAGCGGCCUUUCAGGUUAUGUCGAUAUAGGACUUGUUUUACUGUGGAUAUAGAUACUUUUGUACCCGUUUCCUCCAGCAUCUUCACAAGGUCCUUUGCUGUUCUGGGAUUGAUUUGCACUUUUCGCACCGAAGUACGUUCAUCUCUAGGAGACAGAACGCUUCUCCUUCCUGAGCGGUAUGACGGCUGCGUGGUCCCAUGGUGUUUAUACUUGUGUACUAUUGUUUGUACAGAUGAACGUGGUACCUUCAGGCGUUUGCAAAUUGCUAACAAGGAUGAGCCAGACUUGUGGAGGUCUACAAUUUUUCUUUUGAGGUCUUGGCUGAUUUCUUUAGAUUUUUCCCAUGAUGUCAAGCAAAGAGGCACUGAGUUUGAAGGUAUGCCUUGAAAUACAUCCACAGGUACACCUCCAAUUGACUCAAAUGAUGUCAGAAGCUUCUAAAGCCAUUACAUCAUUUUCUGGAAUUCUCCAAACUGUUUAAAGUCAGUCAACUUAGUGUAUGUAAACUUCUGACCCACUGGAAUUGUGAUACAGUGAAAUAAUCUGUCUGUAAGCAAUUGUAAAAAUUACUUGUCAUUCACAAAGUAGGUGUCCUAACCGACUUGCCAAAACUAGAGUUUGUUGACAAGAAAUGUGUGGAGUGGUUGAAAUACAAGUUUUUGUCUCCAACGUAAGUGUAUGUAAACUUCUGACUUCAACUGUAGCUAGUUAGCUGUAAAAUUGCCUUAACAAAAACUGCACUAUCAAUUUAGGAUUCUACAAUCUCACCAUGUUCAACCUGCAGAUCGAGUUACCACACAGUGGAGUCUGACAUUUGUAAUUGCGCCAUGCAAUGUACCCUGGACUGAAGAGGUAGACAAAUAGGAGAAAUGUGUUAGACCCUCUGUUAAAUUACAAACUUCUCUUUAGGAAUAUUGCAACGAUAUCAUCAAUGGCUCAUUCUAGAGAACAUUUCCCAUGUAAUAAAAUCGGCCAGUAUAGAAAUCUGACAUGUAUGAUAGACGUUUUCACCAUCUAAGAGUUGUAUUCCUAUUAACUUCCAUUGCAGUGAGAGCAUCUUACGCCAAUCUAAAGUAGGCUGGCUAGCUACAGUAGUCUUCAAGGCAAGCCCAACACUUUUCCACUGUUAGUGUUUUCAUGAGGGAGGUUUUGCCGGGGGGGUUGUUAGGCACAGGCACGGCAAACGUUCUCCUCCUGGCCUUGUCUCCUCUCCUUCUGCAUCUCUGUGCCAAGAGUAAAAUAUUCAGAAUGUGUCAGAUACAAAUAUAAUCACUAGAGCUGACUUAAAUAGCUAUUCUGCCUUCUAUGAAUAUUCUCUGACAUUGCAUCUUCCUGAACAGGCCCCUGGUCAGACGGUCACAUCACAUGCAACACAGUAACUCAUUCAUUUCCUUCUGUUCCAGGGUUGCAGCCAUGCAUCUCAAGCAACACCCCAAACUGCAGAAGAAAGAGAUCUACCUGGAGUCCAAUCAAGACAGCCAGAGAGGCCUUCAUGUGAGCCAGCACGGGGUCCUGUCACAGAGGACAGUGUGGGGGGUCCGCCCAGCAGUGGCCCUGAUUGGUCCGAUAAGCAACGGGCUAGGCCAGGGUACGGCCUGCUACCCCCUCAGUGUCAUAUCCACCAACACCCUGCAGUGCUGCAGUAAUGACAACAGUGGCUCCAACCACCUCAACAACAGUAAUAAUAACCACGGUGGCAGUGGACUGCAGACCUCGAGGCUGAGUGAGUCCGAGGGGGAUGUAUUCUGCAGUAGUGCCACCUGGGCCCAGAGUAAAACCUCCAAGACCACCUCCUGCAACACCCCCCCCUCCCUGCUACUCUCCACCUGCACCACCUCUUCUACAGGCUCUGAGAACCAGGAGGCCUCCUUAAUCUCUUAUGAAGGGGAGGACAGAGAGGGACCGCUGGAAAUCUGGGCUGUCAUCAAGCCUGGCAACACCAAGGAGAAGAUCGCCAUCUUCGCCUCGCCCCAGUGCCGUGGAAGCCUGGUGAACUGUGGCGAUGGAGAGGCCGGUGAGGACUUGGUGAGCAGCAGCCAGGUGAGGACCGUGUCUGUGAAGAUGAAGAGCUGCUGGGAGGACGAGGGUGGCUCCGUGGCCAAGCGCAGGAGGAGGUCAGUGUCUCAGGGGCACCACCAGGACCGAGAUAGACAGUCAUCCGGAGCCCUGGAGACACUGAGCCCCACUGAGAACAGCCCUGUAGAGGUGACCCUCUGCCUCAGAGAGAGCCCCAGAGUGCCUGAGUGUGGGGAGGUGGUUGUACGGGUGGAUGGGGAGCAGGUGUGUAGGGUAGAGGGUGAGGAGGUGAGUGAGACUGGGACUGACAAGGCUCUCUCUGUGGUGGAGUUGGUGGCCUUCUUGGAGCAGAGAGCCAGCGACAAGCAGGUGGACUCUAAGCCUGUGUCUCUGCGGAGCUCCACAAGCAUUACCUUAACCAGGGGGCUGUCACUGACCCUGGAACCUAAGCAGCCCAGACCCUCAGACCAGAACCCCCAGGGGACCGAUGAGGCAGAAUGUGUAAAGGUGUCAGACAUGGUGGCCAAGCUGGAGUCAGAGUGCCUGAAGCACCAGAGUGUUAGAAGGGAAGGGUCCAGAUCUGGGGGAGAGCUCUCACGCAACAGCCUCACGCGCAACAACCUCUCACGCAACAACAGUCUCUCGCGCAACAACAGCCUGCGGAGGAGGGUGGGCCGGGUGCUGCUGGCAGGAGCAGAUGCCUUCUCCAUCUCAGCCCAGCCACCACCACCUCAGUCUCCCACUGGGCCCCACCAUGGACUAGAGGAGACGACCAGGGUGCCGCACCGCCACAUUAGUCCCUCUGCUGGCUAUCCCUCUGCAAACACCAGCCACACGGACAAACUAGCUCCCAGCAGCUGCCGUGAAGCUGCCCAGUUGGCUUCCAGCACCUCUGACUCAGCCUCUCCGUCUCGCAGCAUAGACUCUGGGUGUGGCGCCUCUGUUGUCAGAGAGCCAGACGAGAGCUGUGAGGCCCAGGGCCUGGGGCAGCAGAAGAAGAACAGGGCUGUAGAGUCUGGGCAGAACCUGCACUUCCAGCUCCUGUCAGAGCAGGCCAGGUCCAGCAGUACAGAGAGCAGAAGUAAACUACAGUGUGAGGAGCCCCUCCCAGGCAUGCUGUUCUUCUCACACACUCUGCCCUCACAGGUGGUACUUGAACACACACUCCCACACACAGUCAAUACUCCCACCCACACACACACCCCCCAGGAAAUGAAAUCCAGCCCUAAACCCACCAGAGACUCAGCAGAACCCUCCAAGAUUCAGCCCUGUGACCCUUCUAUCACUUCUCUACUCCCUGAACCCAUAUCACACAGUGAGAACUGGGCCAAAGAGGAGGACGAGGCGGUGAGUGAGGGAGAGGGGAGUGAUGUUAGCCGGUGUGAGACAGUGCCUUUCCCCCUGCGCCGCAUGGUGUGUCACGAGUUCCUGGAGAUGCGCUUUAAAAUCCAGCUGCUUCUGGAACCCCAGCAGUACAUGUCCUUCCUGCCUCAUCACAUCAUCAUCAAGAUCUUCUGCCUGCUGCCCACAGAGAGCCUGGCCGCGCUCAAGUGCACCUGCCACUAUUUCAAGUUCAUCAUCGAGAGCUACGGCGUGCGCCCCGCGGACUCCCGCUGGGUGUGCGACCCCCGCUACAAAGACGAUCCCUGCAAGCAGUGUAAAAAGCGGUACGGGCGCGGCGACGUGUCCCUCUGCCGCUGGCACCACAAGCCCUACUGCCAGGCGCUGCCCUACGGCCCCGGGUACUGGAUGUGUUGCCAUGGCUCCCACAAAGACACGCCCGGCUGCAACGUCGGUCUCCAUGACAACCGCUGGGUGCCCGCCUUCCAUAGUAUCAACAUGCCAAUCUAUAAGAAACCCAGGGAGGUCUCUGAGGAGUAGUGGUACAGACAAUGGGAGGAGAACUGACUUGACUUCUCUGUGCUUUAUUUUGUCUGAGGGCUGAUGUCUGUCUCUUGCCAUAUGUGCAUGUGCAUUUAUUUGUGGGGAGUUUGAGGGAAAUCAUGUUGCUGGAUCUCUUCCUUUACCACUUCCCCCUCCUGACCCCUAACCUCUGACCCCUCAGGUCCUCUGAGAUUGUGAGCACUUUAACCGUGGUCAGAAUUCUCAAUCCUCAAAGGAUUCUGUCAGGGUAUUCUAUUUACUUGCUUCAAUGUUUUGGGUUGAAGCAUAAACUCUGGUUCUGAUAAGUGUGUGUUGAAGAGAAGAGCUUUAAUGAGUCUUUGUCUUCAGUGUUGAUGCUUAAUGUGUCCCUCCUUACCAUAGCUCUUUCCUUAUGCAUCAACUGACCGUUACAUUGGAAUAGAUACUUUAGUCAAGGUAAAGCCUAUCAAUGUUAUGCAGUGUAUCCCACCCACAAGUGAUUUACUCAGUGUGUGUUAUGUUGUCUAAGUGAAUGCAUACAUGGCUGCAGGUCCUCGGUUUAUGCAAAAUGUGAAUCAACCCUAUUCCAUAUCCCGGUUGCUUCCCAAAUGGCACUUAAUUCCCUAUAUAAGGCACCCACAGGGCUCUGGUCAAAGGUAGUGCACUAUAUAGGGAAUAGGGCGCCAUUUGGGUAACGGAAUCUAUAUCCCCACUCCACUAUAUCAGGCUCCGGGUCAGAGAGGCUUUGUUGUUGGUUUUGGAUCUGAUUGAAACUAGUUUGCUCUGUGUCCGGUUGUGUUUACAUUGUACAUAGUGCUACAGAGUCUUAUAUCAAAAACAGGGAGAAUAAGCGACGAGCAGCACGAGUAUCUAUGACUUGACUUGAAUGCAUUUAUUAGCUUCAGUUUGGUAAAAAGAAAAAGGUAUUUACCCUGUCAUGUGUAUAUUGCUGAAUUAUUAUUGGGUGUUUUUUUUGCAGUGGGUCCCAGAUGUAUAACCCAGUCUGUAACCCAUAUGCUUAUUACAGCUCACAGUUUUUUUUUUCUCUAACAUUUUUUUUUAUGUGUGUUGGAAUUGGCACACACUUCCCUAUAUAAUGCACUACUUUUGACUAGGGCCCAUAAGGCUCUGGUCAAAAGUAGUGUGUUAUUAUAUAGGGAAAAAGAGUGCCAUUUGGGACGAGUUUGUUAUUAAUAUCCCUCUUUUUAUAAUGCUAUAACUUCUUGAAGGGAAACAUGGGAAAUGUCACCUCAGUGUUUCUGUUCUUUACAAUGACUAACUGGACAUGAUCUAAAAGAAAAAGAAUCAGGCUUGAUGACAAAUGGGAAAAAUAAUGGUCUCUAAAAGUAGUUUGCUCCCAGAUAUAUAUUUUUUUUACUUUGUUGUAUAUUCCUGCUGUAUUCUCUGUAAAUGCAUUUUACUUCCAAUAAAGCGCAUUAAUUUGGAGGUUUUAACUGUCA
Messenger RNA from Oncorhynchus nerka (sockeye salmon), 8711 nucleotides. Its product is annotated as F-box only protein 34-like. The transcript is spliced from 2 exons. Gene Ontology annotation, molecular function: protein binding. Bases 4738 to 7269 code for a protein of 843 amino acids. The record is from RefSeq and is a predicted model, not a curated record. NCBI's taxonomy places the organism in Eukaryota, Metazoa, Chordata, Actinopteri, Salmoniformes, Salmonidae.